Molecule: messenger RNA, 258 nt
Organism: Perkinsus marinus ATCC 50983
Lineage: Eukaryota; Perkinsozoa; Perkinsida; Perkinsidae
Product: nad dependent epimerase/dehydratase, putative
Exons: 3
Source: RefSeq, a predicted model, not a curated record
UUGACCCUUGUUUUGGAAAGCCCUACCGGGAGCUGGAAGCAGUCGCUGCGGGAGCUGAUGAGACAGUGUUGGUUACUGGGGGGUCUGGCUUCAUUGGAUCGAAUUUAGUCGAGGAAUUGUUGGAGUUGGGAUACAAAGUGCGGGUUUUGGACAAUUUAGUGACAGGUAACAUCCAGUAUCUGCCAUUGGACCAUCCGCGACUAGAGUUUCGCUAUGGGGAUAUUAUGGACUUGAAAACUCUGCGGGCUGCGAUGGAGG